Haemonchus placei is the source of this 1392-nucleotide messenger RNA. NCBI's taxonomy places the organism in Eukaryota, Metazoa, Nematoda, Chromadorea, Rhabditida, Trichostrongylidae. The record is from the annotation of a GenBank genome assembly.
AUGGCCACCAGUAUUGGAUGUCUCUUCAUCGGAACAAUAAAUAGCCGGUCUAUUUCAACAGCAGCACGCCAAAUCAAACUCGAUCAUGGAGAAGGUCAAAUACGAUAUAUUCACAGGAAUGAAGCCACGGUACCACGCAACGGAAGCGAGGAAUUACCGUCAGGUACGAUUCUAUUCCACUCCGGUGCCGAAACUGCCCACCGUGGUAUAUCUUUCGUUGUAAGACAGCCGCUGGCCUGUGAAGAGAGGUUUACGCCCAUAAGCGACAGGCUGAGAACCCUUUAUCAUCCGUCGCUCAAAGAAGUAGAGCACGCCUGUAGGCGAAUUCCAAAAGGAUGUGCUCCUAUUCUUUUGGCAGACAUGAAUGCAAAAGUGGGAAGGUACACCCCUGACGCACCGAAUGAUCGCGGACGCAUACUCACAGCAAUGUUAACCAAAUUAGGAUUACGUGCGUGGAACGUGCGUGGAAAGCCGCAAAUGGAUGCUGGUCCACCCGAACAGACCCCCCAAGAAUCAGCCUCAGAACACAGGCUCUCCUCUCCGAGCGAAUCACUCUCCAAAAUAACCUAUCUUCAUUUGGUCGCGUCGCAUACCCCACCAUUUGCAAAGCAGCUGGAGGAUAUUCGUCCGCUGAAAACCAUAAUUGUACAAAAAGAGAUUGACAUAGGCAGAAGUAUGAUUGAAGUGCAGAGAAAAGAAGUCCUUAGAAAAAGAAGAUUGCUGAUAAAUCUCUCGAAAACGGGAGAGUUCCCACAGCGGGCAACCGAAAUCGAGCACUUCCGACCCCUUCCACUAUACCGUGAUACUCAAAGCAGUUACGAGAGCCAUCUUGAAUCGCGUAGACAAAAACUAGAAGAGUCAGAGAGCCCAAGUCAAGUCGGAUUCCGAAGAAAGUACUUCUUCCUGAAUAAGGUUCAUGUUCUCAAACAAAUUGCCGAAAAGAGUGCUGAAUACAAUUUCCCUGUCCACGUUGCCCUCGUCGACUACAAAAAAGCUUUGGAAAGUUUGGCGUGGUCCACAAUGUGGACAGCGCUUGCAAAAAGAGAUGUCCAUCCAAAACUAAUAGAUAUGCUACGAAGACUUUACGAAUCUUCUUCCACGCCCGUUCUUGUUAACACUCGACCAGUCACAGUCACCAUGCAAAGAGGCAUCAAACAAGGAGACACAUGUAGCCCGAAACUCUUCAACGCCCCCUUACAAAUGGUACUCGACUCCAAUGACUGGGAAGAAUGUGGACUAAGUAUUGGAGGAGGAUUGCUUCUCAGUCUUGAAUAUGCAGACGACGUUACAUGGCUUCCUCUCGUCCCAUGCUCAAAAAGAUGCUGCAACUCCUUUCAAAUGCAUCUACUAAGGUCGGACUCCACAUUAACACAGAAAAGUCAAAACUACUGA